UAAAUCUGGGAAUAGAAUUUAGCAGAGAUUUACCCCGGAUUUUACUCAAUCAAGACUGUUUCUGCAGCUCAGUAUAAAUAGUAAGGCAGCUGGUAGCGGGAGGGUUUAAGGCUUUAAGCGGCUGCGGCUUUUAGGAUAGGAAUUAGGAAUUAGGAAAGGAAAGAAAUGGGAAACCCAAAACAGAAAUGGACAUCCGAUGAAGAAGAAGCUCUCCGAGCUGGCGUGGCCAAGCACGGUGCUGGCAAGUGGAAGAACAUUCAGAGAGACCCUGAAUUCAAUCAUCUCCUCCAUUCUCGUUCCAACAUUGAUCUCAAGGAUAAAUGGAGGAAUCUUAAUGUUAGUGCCAAUGGGCCAAACCCAAGGGAUAAAUCAAGAACACCAAAAGUGAAGGCCAAUCCUGAUUCUUCAGUCACUCCAGUUCUUAAUGCACAAACUCCUGCUUCUUCCAUUCCAGCUUCAGAUGAUGUAGCAGCAGAUGCUAUUGUUGAGGAUAACUCAAAAUGUUUAUUGGAUGGAAAAACUGCUUCAAAGUACAAUGCAAUGAUUUACGAAGCACUUUCAACUUUGAAAGAUCCAGAUGGACCAGACACAAGUACAAUUGUACGAUUUAUUGAGCAAAGGCACGAGGUUCCCCAAAAUUUCAGAAAGUUACUGAGUUCUAGGCUGAGGAAGCUCGUUCUGCAAGAAAAGCUUGAAAAGAUUCAGAACUGCUUUAGGAUCAAGAAAGAAUUGCUUGGAUCCCCUAAGCAAAAGGAAAGUUGGUCAAGACACAAACAAAACCAAAACCAAAAAACUUGCUAUCUUGGCAACACGGUAGAAGAAGCAGCCGUGUCAGCUGCCUAUAGGAUUGCAGAAGCAGAAAACAAAUCAUUCGUGGCAGCCGAAGCAGUCAAAGAGGCCGAGAGGGUCUCGCAAAUGGCUGAAGACAGUAUCGUGCUGCUUCAAUUGGCAAAGGAGAUCUUUGAAAAAUGCGAAAAUGGUGAAAUUGUGCUAAUGGCAUAGGACAUGGUUUUGGACUUUUGGCAAUGUGGAUCACAUUCUUAGAAGGUCAGAAAUUACUGAGCUUUGCAUCAGCAAUCUGAAGUAUAAAUCACCCUGUAAAUAGGGUAACUCUUAAUGACUCUCUAAUUUGAAUACAGGUUUCCAUGUUUAUUUGGCUGCUGUAAUGACUUGUAAGGUUUGUAAUAUAGGCUUAUAGUAAGGCAGAAUUGUAUUUUCUCUAAAUAAAUCCACAGUAUAUUCCAGUUGUUCAA
Molecule: messenger RNA, 1253 nt
Organism: Ipomoea nil (Japanese morning glory)
Lineage: Eukaryota; Viridiplantae; Streptophyta; Magnoliopsida; Solanales; Convolvulaceae
Product: telomere repeat-binding factor 4-like
Exons: 6
Coding region: 166-1002 (278 amino acids)
Biological process (GO): nucleosome assembly
Cellular component (GO): nucleosome
Molecular function (GO): double-stranded telomeric DNA binding
Source: RefSeq, a predicted model, not a curated record